CCCUUUGGGGUUAGUGUGCCUGUGUUUAGCUCUGGGGAGAGUCAAACUGGAUUCCACAGGGAGAGCCUGCAAAUCACUUCUAUUUUAGCAAGGAGAAAACAGAAUCUCCAUCCAGCAGGGUCCACCCCUCUCUUUCUCCCUCUCCUCUCUCUUUCUAUCUCUUUCCCUCCCCCCUUCCUCUUUCCCUCUCUCUCCCCUUCCCCCCACCCUCUCCGGUGUAUCUGUCUACAGCAACCAGCGUCCUCAUCUACAAGCACGGAAAGGAAAGAAACAUCUUUGGUUGAGAGAGGAGGAAAAAAAGAGAGAGAGAGAGAGAGAGGAAAAAAAAACUUGCCUGAUUGUGGAAAAUGACACUUCAAGUAGCCAAGCCGGCUUCGAGAGUCGUAUCUAUUGUUUCUUAAAUUGUCAUCAGGGUGGUUUUUUUUUCUUCCUGCUUCUUCAAGUGAAGGUACCUCUACAAAAGGAAACUCCAGCCCCUCCUGUUCUCCAACGGCCUGUGAUUACUACUACAAAAAAAAAAAAAAAAAAAAAAAAAAAAAAAAAAAAAAAAAAAAAAAAAAAAAAAAAAAAAAAAAAAAAGCACCCAAACUCAAAAUCAACCAACCAAACAACCCCCAACAGCCAAGCAUACAUCUCUAUUUUUUCUUAAUUUUGGUCUUUUCGUUGGAUUUUCCCUUUCUUUUUUUUCCUCGCCCCCCCUUGUUAUCGCUCAGUUUUGAGCGAAGGUUUACAUUUUUAAAAAUUUUGCUUUUCAGCCCGCCGCCUUGAUGUAGCGCGAGUUUCAUCGACUCGAAAAAAAAAUCUGUGGUUGGCGUUUUUCUUCUUUUCUUUCUUUUUUUUUUUUUUUUCAAUAUUUUCAAAGGGGAGGAGAUUUUCCACAAGAAAAGGUUGUUUUCAUGUUUGGGAUCCAGGAAAGCAUCCAACGGAGUGGAAGCAGUAUGAAGGAAGAGCCGCUGGGCAGCGGCAUGAACGCGGUGCGGACGUGGAUGCAGGGCGCCGGGGUGCUGGACGCCAACACAGCGGCGCAGAGCGGGGUGGGUCUGGCCCGGGCUCACUUUGAGAAGCAGCCGCCUUCUAAUCUGCGGAAAUCCAACUUCUUCCACUUCGUCCUGGCCCUCUACGACAGACAGGGUCAGCCCGUGGAGAUUGAGAGGACUGCCUUUGUGGGGUUCGUGGAGAAGGAAAAAGAAGCCAACAGCGAAAAGACCAAUAAUGGAAUCCACUACCGGCUCCAGCUCCUCUACAGCAAUGGGAUAAGGACUGAACAAGACUUCUAUGUGCGCCUCAUCGACUCCAUGACCAAGCAGGCCAUAGUGUACGAAGGCCAGGACAAGAACCCUGAAAUGUGCCGCGUGUUGCUCACACAUGAGAUCAUGUGCAGCCGCUGUUGUGACAAGAAAAGCUGUGGCAACCGAAAUGAGACUCCCUCAGAUCCAGUGAUAAUUGACAGAUUCUUCCUGAAGUUUUUCCUUAAAUGCAACCAAAAUUGCCUAAAGAAUGCAGGAAACCCACGUGACAUGCGGAGAUUCCAGGUCGUGGUGUCUACCACAGUCAACGUGGAUGGCCAUGUCCUGGCAGUCUCCGAUAACAUGUUUGUCCACAAUAAUUCCAAGCAUGGGCGGAGGGCUAGGAGGCUUGACCCCUCGGAAGGUACGCCCUCUUAUCUGGAACAUGCAGCUACUCCCUGUAUCAAAGCCAUCAGCCCGAGUGAAGGAUGGACAACGGGAGGCGCGACUGUGAUCAUCAUAGGGGACAAUUUCUUUGAUGGGUUACAGGUCAUAUUCGGUACCAUGCUGGUCUGGAGUGAGUUGAUAACUCCCCAUGCCAUCCGUGUGCAGACACCUCCUCGGCACAUCCCCGGUGUUGUGGAAGUCACAUUGUCCUACAAGUCCAAGCAAUUCUGCAAAGGGACUCCAGGCAGAUUCAUCUACACAGCGCUCAAUGAACCCACCAUCGACUACGGUUUCCAGAGGUUACAGAAGGUCAUUCCCCGGCAUCCUGGUGACCCGGAGCGCUUGCCAAAGGAAGUGAUCCUUAAAAGGGCUGCAGAUCUUGUUGAAGCCCUGUAUGGGAUGCCCCACAACAACCAGGAGAUUAUCUUGAAGAGAGCUGCCGACAUUGCAGAGGCUCUGUACAGUGUCCCUCGCAACCACAACCAGCUCCCAGCCCUUGCUAAUACUUCGGUCCAUGCAGGGAUGAUGGGGGUGAACUCCUUCAGUGGACAACUGGCUGUGAAUGUCUCUGAGGCAUCACAAGCCACCAAUCAAGGUUUCACCCGCAACUCAAGCAGCGUGUCACCACACGGGUAUGUGCCGAGCACCACCCCCCAGCAGACCAACUAUAACUCUGUCACCACGAGCAUGAAUGGUUACGGCUCUGCUGCCAUGUCCAAUUUGGGUGGCUCCCCAACCUUCCUCAAUGGCUCAGCUGCCAACUCACCCUAUGCCAUUGUGCCAUCCAGCCCCACCAUGGCCUCCUCUACAAGCCUCCCCUCCAACUGCAGCAGCUCCUCGGGCAUCUUCUCCUUCUCACCAGCCAACAUGGUCUCCGCCGUGAAACAGAAGAGUGCAUUUGCACCUGUCGUCAGACCCCAGACCUCCCCGCCUCCCACCUGCACCAGCACCAACGGGAACAGCCUGCAAGCGAUAUCUGGCAUGAUUGUUCCUCCCAUGUGAAAGAAUUGCCUUGAAGAAUUUUAUUAAUGAAGAGGUUGGAUUCUGCUACGAAAGUAAUCUGAUAUGAGUCCCAGAGCGGAACUUUAAACUCAGGCCUUUUUAAGAGGAAUCACACAAUAACUGCGGAUUUUUAAACAAAAUCACCGACCUUGCAAAUACUGAAAUUGGAAAGGGGGUCUGCCAGAGCAGGGUGUUGGUUAAACUUGUACCCCCAAGUAUCCGGGGGAUAUAUUUAUUCUGUAUUGAUAAAAGCAAACCCACAGUUUCUUUUUUUUUUUUUUUUAAAGCUUAACUCUGCAAUCAUUUGUCUUUUAUAAAUCAUAAAGCUACACACAAGGGCCACUAUAAAUAAGACUCCAUGUUUUAAUUUAUGAUGUUUUUAAAGCUGUGUAAGGGGAGAAUGAAGUGGUGAUAUUUACAAAAAAGCUAAAAGAUAAAAAAAAAAAGAAAACAGAGAAAAAAGUUAAAAAGAAAAAAAAAAAAGCUUGUAUGGGACAGAAUAGGAAUGCCAGUUAGAUUUUUUAGAGAACUAAGGGUCGGCUUUUGCGCCUUAAAGCAUAUCAAUGGUAGAUAGCUCAGACAGUGCAUUUUCAGUAUCUAACUUCACAUGCCAUCCCUUAGCAGUUCUGCAAGCUUCUUUCUCUCUUUUGUAUGGUUGUCUUAAGUAACUGUGUAAAUAACUGCAGCCUGGAAGUUACCAAGCGACAUCCAUGAUCACAUUUUCCCUUGUACUCAGAAAAUCCAGUGCCUCUAGACAGAUUGUUUAAAAAAAUAAAAAAAGAAAGAAAGAAAAAAAAAGCAAAGCAAAACAAAACAAAACAAUCCCUGCAUCUUUUAACCCAAUCUCAUUCUUUUACUUAUGUCAACUUCUUCCGAAGCCAGUGGCCUCUGAGAGUGGAGAGUGGAGGGGGCAUGCACUGAGUGCGAAACUCCUUCAAGACUUCAUGGAACAGGGUCCAGGCACAGAAUUAAUUCCACAUAUGCCCUGCAGGUUACCCAGCUGAGAUCUUACCACCAUCAAGAGAUGAGAUCGCUUACUCCUGCUAGAAUCCUAAAUGCUAACUCUAUAUCCAGGCUCGAAAAUAAAUAAAUAAAUAAAUAAAUAAAUAAAUAAAUAAAUAAAUAAACAAACACAAAACAAAAAAACAAAAACCGCAGACAAAGCCAAGUGACAAAGCAGGCGAGUAGGCAGGCUGUUCGGGUUCCUGAAUCACACAGGGGCCUGUACCAGCAAGACCCUGGUGUGGUUGUUAAAGUUAUACAUUCAACCAACAGGUAAAAAGAGCUUUGGGGUUCAGAGUGAAAGGAAAUUGGGGGAGAGGAAAAGAAGGGGGAGGCCUUGAACUCAGCUUUCUGUGGGAAUUUUUGCUUUCAACUGGGAAGUGUUCUUAAAAGAAAGAAUCCAUAGCAAAGAUCCAGCCAGGGAGGCUCUGAGGGGACAUGGGCCUGGCUGGCUUCUUUGCCCUUCUGUUUCUGUAUGUAGUUAUAAAUACUGUAGAUUUUUUUGUGAUUUUUUUUUUGCCAAAGUUGUUGUUUUAUUUAUACAUUUUAAUGUCUGAAGAUGGUUUUCAAGCUCACAAAAAAUGAUUUUACUGCGUAUUUUGCAAAGAAAUAAAAAGCGCACUACCUUUAGCUCGCACAUACUUGCAAAGUUAACUCAAAGGCUUUGUGUUUGUUUGUUUUCAUGGGGAUUUUGUAAAAUAUCCAUAUAAAUAAUGUAUUUAUCUUUGGAAUUUGUACAUUGCUUUUCUCUCCUCCCACCCCCUAGCCCCAGUUUAUUUUUUUUUGUGUGUGUGUGUUUGCUUUGUGAACAGUGCGUAUAGUUUGGUCACCUAUGGUUGUAUUGGCUGUUUCAAUGUGAUUUCUAAACAAUUCAUUUAUAGGCAUUUUUAGUAUUGUUUCAAACCAUGCUUCAAUUUUUUUUUUAUUUCCACCCAAAAGCCAUUGUCUAUUUUUGUAUUAUUUGUAAGUUAAGAAGUUUUUUCCAAUAUAUGGCAAAAAAAAUAGUAGCGUAUUAUUCUUGUAGUAUUUAGUUCUGUAGAUUUAAAAAUAAUGUAUCCUUUGCUUUGGAAGCAUACAAAAAUGCUGUUUUACUCUAUUAAUAUGCAUGGACUCUCUCCCUUUGGAGUGACGCAUUUUGUGCAUUAAAUUUGGGGGAGAAACUUCA
Molecule: messenger RNA, 4842 nt
Organism: Peromyscus leucopus (white-footed mouse)
Lineage: Eukaryota; Metazoa; Chordata; Mammalia; Rodentia; Cricetidae
Gene: Ebf1
Product: EBF transcription factor 1
Exons: 16
Coding region: 897-2675 (592 amino acids)
Biological process (GO): regulation of transcription by RNA polymerase II
Molecular function (GO): DNA-binding transcription factor activity, RNA polymerase II-specific; RNA polymerase II cis-regulatory region sequence-specific DNA binding
Source: RefSeq, a predicted model, not a curated record